AUGCUGGAAAUAUUGGUUCUACACGAAGCAGCAGGUCUUUUCGAGACAGAAGGCGUACAGCUUCCAGGGACAGAGUGUGACUACCAGUUUAGUAGAUCCGGCAACCGUCCUACACACGGCCGCCUCUACAGUCCUAGUUACCCGUCCGUCUACCCUAACAACGUGCGAUGUUCCUACCAUUUUCACGCAAGACCGAAAGACCGCGUCAAAGUAGUCUUUGAAGAAAUAUUCUUACAAAAAGGAGAUGUGAGUUGCCUGCGCCGAGCGGAUAUUAUCAAGGUAUUCGACGGGCGAGACACGGAGGCGCCAACAAUAGCCAUGCUGUGCAACGAGCUUACAGGAUAUGAGGUUCUGUCUACGGGACCAUCACUCUUGCUACAGUUCACGGCCAACUCCGCGACACCAGGCCAGGGUUUUGCUGCAACAUACCACUUUCAGCCACCACCAGACUCAACUGCAGCCGGUGAGACUCUUCAAACAAAUAUUGAAAUGUAUAUAAAGAUUUUAAACGUGUUGUAUUAA
Messenger RNA from Pieris macdunnoughi, 522 nucleotides. The record is from the annotation of a GenBank genome assembly. NCBI's taxonomy places the organism in Eukaryota, Metazoa, Arthropoda, Insecta, Lepidoptera, Pieridae.